AUGACCGACGAGUCGAAACGUUUAUCCAUAUCCGAAGCAUUUUCCGAGUUUUCAAGCGCUGCGUUUAGCGAAGUGACUAUGGGGACUUCUUCGAACAAAUACAACGUCGAGCGGAGCUUGACGAAGCAACUUCCGCCAUGUCCUUUACAGCCACCCCCCGACCUUAAAAAGUACAAAGCGAUACGUGAGAAGAAAGGGACGCGCGGCACCGACAAGUCUUCUUCGAUCUUUUCCGGGUCAAUAGUAUCUGACUCGACUGCAAUAACUUCCGCUUCUAUUCACAUCCAAGAGCGCAUCGAGGCAAUGUCCGUUGAGCUUUCUUUAGAGUUCAAUCAAAAGGGUGGAGUUGAUCAUAAAGAUGAGAAGUACUUAGUCUACACCAAUCGUGAACUUAACGACUUAAAGACGAUCGUCUGCUUAAUGUUAAAUCACUGCCCACAAAGUUUUAAUCUUCUCUUCAAUGGAAAAGGAGGAUUGGACACGGCUCGUGGGAUAUUGGCGAUGACCGCUAGUGCCCAAAUAACAAACGAAUUUCUUCACGAGAUGAUGAACUUGGAGUUUGAGGAAUUUGCGGGGACUGAUAAAUUGAUGCGACCAAAUUGCCCAACAAAUUUGUUGUGCCAAUGCCUGUUUGAAGCAAUCUUCAUUGAUCAAUUGAUUGAAAAGAUGAAACCCUUCUUCGAGGAAUUCGCAGAGAACAGAAACUCCUUUGAAAUUGAUGAGACGUACGUUGAAAAUAAAGACCAGAUCAACGGGAAUAUGGAAACAUUUAAACAAUGGAUAUCAAAAGCUGUUAAAAUAGUCUCGGACUUCAUUCCUACACUCCCACCUGCU
This is a messenger RNA of Entamoeba invadens IP1, 834 nucleotides long. Its product is annotated as carmil, putative. Gene Ontology annotation, biological process: regulation of GTPase activity. NCBI's taxonomy places the organism in Eukaryota, Evosea, Mastigamoebida, Endamoebidae. The record is from RefSeq and is a predicted model, not a curated record. The transcript has a single exon. The annotation marks the transcript as partial.